GCCUAUCUUGUCCUUGGCUUCAAGUAAGUUAUAUAUAAAAUGUGUAUCAACUUGUCAUUCAUGUUCCGAUUAGAUAUUAUUCGUGAGUAUUUACCAUUGUGGCAAGACAUUUACUUUUAUACUUCUGCCUCUUAAACUCUCGUUGCACACAUGUAAUAAAUUUUUUAUUUUUAUUUUCUCAUUCUUUUUUCCUUAAUGCCAUUAACGACCAAGAUACAACUCAUCACUCUACUCAUCACAAGCUGUAUCUUGUUCUAUUGGUUCUUAUUUAGCACAAGUCAAUCGCACAUUACAGACCAAUGUAACAAAUAUCGAUACUCAUUUACCAAUCUCAAUAGACCAACAAAAAAAGAGGAUGCACAUGUACUGAUAUUGACCCCAUUUAAACAAUCAGCUCAUCUUAUAGAUACUUACUUUGACAACCUCUUAAAACUUACUUAUCCUCAUCACCUAAUCUCGCUGGGAUUUCUUGUUUCUGAUUCAACGGAUGGUACUUUUGAAAAGCUUCAAUCUAGGGCACAACAGACACUACCUGAGUGGCAGCGGUUCAAUAAGAUCACUGUACUUCAAAAGGACUAUAAAUACGAUCUGCCUACGAAUGAAGAUCGUCACAAGUUUGAAGUUCAAAUUCAACGACGAGCCAUCAUGGCCAAGAGUCGAAACACCUUGCUGUCAACUACAUUGAGCGAGGAGCAGGAUUGGGUCCUUUGGUUGGACGGAGAUGUAGUAGAGUAUCCUGCAACCUUGCUGGACGAGCUGAUUUCGUUGGAUAAGGAUGUGAUAGCGCCCAACUGUUGGUGGCACUCGUAUAAUGAAAAGGGAGGAUAUGAUAAGAAUAAUUGGCAAGAGACGAAUGAAAGUAUAGAGUUUCAAAAGACAAUUCCUCAUGAUCAAGUACUGGUUGAAGGGUACGAAGGAGUCUUGAAUACACAUAGAAAGCUGAUGAUUGAUAUGGUCAAUGAAGGAGGCAAUACAGAUUUGUAUCAUACCAUUCCCUUGGAUGCUGUAGGAGGCACCUGUACCUUUGUAAGAGCUCAGGUGCAUCGUGAUGGUGCCAUCUUUCCUCCCUUUGCCUAUCAGCAUCAAGUAGAGACAGAAGGUUUUGCAAAGAUAGCAAAGUCUCUAGGUUACUCGAUUUGGGGAUUACCCAAUUACUUUGUAUAUCAUUAUAUCUAAUAGUACCUACUUCUCUUCUAUACACUUCACAAAGGGCAUAUCUUGGCGGCAUCAUACCUAUAAAUCAUCACAAAUAGUAAUAAUAAUAAUAAUAAU
Messenger RNA from Rhizopus microsporus ATCC 52813, 1272 nucleotides. RefSeq lists its product as uncharacterized. Lineage: Eukaryota; Fungi; Mucoromycota; Mucoromycetes; Mucorales; Rhizopodaceae. Gene Ontology annotation, molecular function: alpha-1,6-mannosyltransferase activity. Bases 196 to 1176 code for a protein of 326 amino acids. The transcript is spliced from 2 exons. Gene Ontology annotation, biological process: cell wall mannoprotein biosynthetic process; protein N-linked glycosylation. Gene Ontology annotation, cellular component: mannan polymerase complex. The record is from RefSeq and is a predicted model, not a curated record.